AUGAGCAUCUCGGACUCCACACAUCGUCCCUCCGACCCGGGGAGCGUCUCUCUUCCCGCCCAGAAGGACCGCCUUGACCUCCCUUUACCCGACCAGAGAACGCCCUCCUGGCCUCCUUCCCUGGACGAGGAUCCCAGUUUGCCCCCCUUUCCUCUGGAAGAGCCUGUCCCCAGGCCUAAGGCCUCAGGGAACCUUCUGUCACCAGCCUUGUCCCUAGAGGAGGAAGAGAAUGAAGACGCGGCGGAGCCGGAGGGACUACGCAGCGAGGAACAUCCAAGCCAGUUUUUCGCUGAAGCACAGCGGCUUCGGGAGCAGAGGUUGUUGCUGGACGAAGAGGUGUCAGUUGGGGGGCGAGUAUACGGGGUGCAUCGGGUAAUCUUAGCUGCAAUUAGCAGCCUUUUCCGAGACAGGCUGCUGGGCGGCAGAGGUCCACGACCACCCCUCAGCCUCGAUGUGGCCGCCGGGGCCUGGGAGGCUGUGCUGACCUUUGCGUAUGAGGGGUUGCUGGGCCCUGCCCCGUGGGGAGAUGUGCUGGUCGUGGCCGAGGCUCUGGGAGCACCCCGGGUGAAGGCCGCGGCCCAGGGGAGACGCAAGGGGACUGGAAGCGCCAGGGAAGAUGAAAAGCAGCCCAGCCAGGCAGAGGAGCUGAGGGAGAACCUGCGUAGCAUCGAGCUCCUAUACAAAGAAGGCGUUGGGUGUGACCUGGAGCUGGAGGCAGGCGGCUGCCGGCUGCAGGUGCACCGAGCAGCCCUGGCCUGUGGCAGUGAGUUCUUUGGCGCCAUGCUCCUGAGUGGGAUGAGGGAAUCCCAGGGCACAGAGGUGUCUCUGCACACCAUCUCUGCCCAGGACCUGAGACUCCUCGUCUCUUUUGCCUACGCGGGUGCUGUGCGGGCAGGGUGGCCAGGACUACUGAGAGCUGCCCAGACUGCUGUGCAGUACCAGAGCUCUUCUUGCCUUGCUCUGUGCCAGAGAGCCUUGGCACGGGGCCUCAGCCCUGCACGUUGCCUGGCCCUGUUCCCCAUAGCUGAGGCCCCUGGGUUAGAGAGGCUCUGGAGCAAAGCCCGUCACUACCUCCUCACCCACCUGCCUGCCGUGGCUUUGUGCCCCACUUUCCCUUCUUUACCGUCUGCCUGCCUGGCUGAGCUCCUGGAGAGCGAUGAACUACACGUGCAAGAGGAGUUUGAGGCCUUCAUGGCUGUGUGGCGUUGGUUAGCUGCCAACCCCGAGACCGAGGAGUCAGAGGCCAAGGCCCUGCUUCGACAUGUUCGCUUUGGCCGCAUGUCCACCAGGGAGCUGCGGAGGGUACGGGCCGCUGGGCUGCCUCCCCCGCUGCCCCCAGACUUGCUGCAUCAGCUCCUGGUAGAAGCUGCCGUUCCGGGUCAAGAGAGGCGGAGGGAGCCUGACCAGGCACUGGUAGUGAUUGGCGGGGAUGGGCUCCGAUCAGACAUGGCCAGAAGACAGCCCUCCCGAGGAGUGUGGUGGGCCCGGGCCUUCCGCUGCGGCACGGGACUGGUUCGAACCGUGGAGUGGGGACGGCUCCCUGCCCUGCCUGCCCAAGGGCGCUUCCGGCAUGGGGCUGCGAGCCUGGCAGGGAGCCAACUCUACGUGUGUGGGGGACAGGAUUUCUACGGCCACGCCAACACCCUGGCUUCGACUCUCAGGUGGGACCCCGGUCAAGAGGACUGGGAGGAGAUGGCGCCUUUGUGCCAGGCUCGGAGCUUUUUUCCCCUGCUGGCCCUGGAUGGACUACUUUAUGCCCUGGGUGGCCGAAAUGGUGAUGUUGCUCUCAACUCCGUGGAGGCCUAUAACCCCGAGCUCAAUGUCUGGAGGCCUGCACCUGCCCUUCCGGCACCACGCUUUGCCCACGCAGCUGCUGUUUUGGAGGGCCGAUUGUACGUGAGCGGAGGCUGCAGCAGCGCGGGCCAAUACCUGGCCUCGUUGCUGCACUAUGACCCCAAGCUUGAGAAGCCAGGGACACUUCUGAGCCCUAUGGGGGUACCUCGGGCUGGCCAUGUCAUGGCUGCUCUGGGUGGCCGGUUGUAUGUAGCAGGUGGGCUAGGCGAGACGGGAGACCUACUGAGCUUUGAGGCCUAUGAACCGAGGACUGAUAGCUGGACUCAUCUGGCACCUUUGCCCUCCCCCCAUGUGGGGGCUGCAGGUGCUGCGCUGCAGGGGGAGCUACUGGUGCUGGGGGGCUACAGCCACCGUACUUAUGCCCUCUCGCACCUCAUCCAUGCUUACUGUCCUGGCCUGGACCGAUGGCUCUGCCUGGGAACUCUGCCCAGGCCUCGGGCUGAGAUGCCUGCCUGCAUCCUGACGCUGCCCUCUGUGCAGCACAUAGCUUUGGUUCCCACACGGCACCAAACCAAACCUGCUGGCUGA
This is a messenger RNA of Neomonachus schauinslandi (Hawaiian monk seal), 2382 nucleotides long. It is a transcript of the gene KLHL33, whose product is annotated as kelch like family member 33. NCBI's taxonomy places the organism in Eukaryota, Metazoa, Chordata, Mammalia, Carnivora, Phocidae. The transcript has 4 exons. The record is from RefSeq and is a predicted model, not a curated record. Bases 1 to 2382 code for a protein of 793 amino acids. Gene Ontology annotation, molecular function: protein binding.